Molecule: messenger RNA, 658 nt
Organism: Nicotiana attenuata
Lineage: Eukaryota; Viridiplantae; Streptophyta; Magnoliopsida; Solanales; Solanaceae
Product: thioredoxin H-type 2-like
Exons: 3
Coding region: 83-409 (108 amino acids)
Molecular function (GO): protein-disulfide reductase activity
Source: RefSeq, a predicted model, not a curated record
AGAACAAGCACUUUCUGUUUUCAACGAAUUUAGGAAAACAAAAAUCAUUAAAAACUUGAAACCAAAAAAGAGAGGAAAAAAAAUGGCAGAGGAGGGAGAAGUGAUCGGUUGUCAUCAGAAAGGAAUUGAAACCAAAAAAUUGAUAGUCGUGGACUUCACUGCUUCUUGGUGUGGUCCCUGUCGGUUCAUUGCCCCAUUCUUGUCGGAAUUGGCCCAGAAACUACCCAAUGUUACCUUCUUGAAGGUGGAUGUGGAUGAAUUGAAGUCGGUUGCUACUGAUUGGGCUGUGGAGGCAAUGCCAACUUUCAUGUUCCUCAAGGAGGGUAAUAUCGUCGAUAAGGUUGUAGGAGCUAAAAAAGAGGAGCUGCAGCAGGCCAUUGCCAAGCACAUUGGUAGUGCAUCAGUCUAAUAUGCUUUAUUUCUGCACAGACGUAUACAUACGCUUGCAUAGUACAUCCUAAUAUACAUAUCUUGUGACAGUUUAUCUGUGUGUAUCAGCAAGAACUGCUCUAAUUUCAGUUUCAUAAGGUAGGGGUAAGGUCUGUGUACACACUAUCCUCUCCAGACCCCACUAUGUGGGAUUAUACUGGGUAUGUUGUUGUAAUGGACUUUGGAUUUAUCAAGUUCUUGUUAUAAAGUAUGAUAUUUGGCUUGUUUC